GUCCGACGCAAAGGAUGCCCCAUCGCCGGAGCCUUUGCAUCCUGAAGGCUCAAGCGUUUUGUGGAAGGACCUGGACGUCAUCGCCAAGACCCGACAGCGUGUUCGCGAGGUGCGGGAACGAGAGCGGCUCGAGAGGUUGCGGGAGGAGGAGGAGAAGGAGCAGCGAAAGAAGGAUGCCCAGGCGCAGCAUGAGGAGCGCCUUCGGCGCCAGGAGCACGAGAAGCGGCAGAGGCUCCUUGAGAGGAGGGUAGAGCAAGAGUCGAAGAUGGCCAAAGAAGCCGAAGAGAAGCGACACGACCAGGAGCGGCGGCGACAGCAAGAAGAGAGAGCCAAGUCGCUGCAGCGCCAGAUGCAGGCGCGUAUCAAGGCUGAGAAAGAACUUGCUGCAAAAGAGAAAAGAGAGCUGGAGCAGCAUGAGAAGGAACAGCGGCGGCGCACCGAAGAGGAGGCUGCCAAGCGAGCAGCUGAAGCGACGGAGGCCGCCAAGAGAAGGUUGGCGGAGCGGAAGAAGCAGCAGGACAAGCUGCGGAAGGACGAGGAGGAGGCAUCGCAGCGCGCUGAGAGCCGGGAGAGCUCCAGGAACCCCCGCGACCUCUCAGCGCAGGCGGCGCCGCGGCCUCGGGGCGACUCCGUGGAGGCUGUGGCUCGGCGCAGGGCGGAGGAGCGGGUGCGGCACCGGUCGCAGGAAAGGCGCAAGGAGGAGGAAAGGAUCCGAGCACGGGAGGCCUUGCAGAAGUGCGAAGUGGAGGAAGAGCUGCGGAGGGCCAAGGAGGAGCUCGAGGAAAGGCGCCGCUCGGCGGCCCUGCGUGCAGCCUCACGUUCGCGACGGGAGAAGGAGACAGAGGAGCGGCUUCGCCAGGAGCGGGACGAGCAGACGGCGGCUGCCAAGGAGCGGCGCCUCUUGUAUCGGAAUCCCAAAGCCAUCGCGGAGCUCAAGGCCUCGGAGCCCCAAAUGCCGCUGACCUCGGAGCAGCGCCGCUCCCACUCUCGCCGACGCCAGGCCGAGCAGGAAAAGCUCCAACGCUACGCGGAGGGCCUGCCCGUGGAGGACAGCGGCCGGCCGCCGCCGCUGCCCGGAGCCGCCGGAGCUGCCGGCGCCGGUCGGCGUGGGAGCCGCCCCAAGGCCGAGCGCUCCGGCGGUGCGAACCGGCUCUCACCGAGCUCUUCGUUGACGGAGCAGACCGGCUGCUCUGAGACGGAGUCGGUCUUGGAGCCGUUGGAGGAGCCUUCAGACGAGCACGGAGAGCCGAAGUCGGAGCCCUUCUGGCCUGGGCCCACUGAAGACCAGUCCAAGGCGCUGCCGGAACCCCCGGUCUCGGUAACUCAGCUCGAGGCUCAGGAAGCAAAUGACGUGGUGACACCAGUGGCAGAGCUGCCUCUGACGGGGCUUCCGGUGGGCAAGGUGUCUGGGCAGGAAGGGAGGGAGGUGAAGGAGGAUAUCUUGGAAGUUAGUCAAGUGCCAGAAGAGCUGGCGCAAGAGCCGGUGGAAGAACCGCUGGAGCCUGAUGAGCUGGAGGAGGUCGAGGUCGAGUCCAACCUGAGCAUCAGUUUGCACAUCCGAAUCUAA
This is a messenger RNA of Symbiodinium necroappetens, 1567 nucleotides long. The record is from the annotation of a GenBank genome assembly. NCBI's taxonomy places the organism in Eukaryota, Dinophyceae, Suessiales, Symbiodiniaceae.